This is a messenger RNA of Phytophthora sojae, 462 nucleotides long. RefSeq lists its product as hypothetical. NCBI's taxonomy places the organism in Eukaryota, Oomycota, Peronosporomycetes, Peronosporales, Peronosporaceae. The record is from RefSeq and is a predicted model, not a curated record. The transcript has a single exon. Bases 1 to 462 code for a protein of 153 amino acids.
AUGGCCGAAGAGGACCCGUUCGCUGAGAUGGACGCGAUGCUCGCAGAGCAAGUGCGCCUACGGGCACUCCCGCCGAUGCGAACGGUCCGCGGGGUGCGCGAGUUCUACCUGACGCACAAGCCGAAGGAGGACGACUACGUUGGUGUGGCUCUGUGUGUCGCUGGGAUCGAGGACCAGCCCAAGCUGUAUCGGUACGACCUGGUCGACGCGAUUUUCGAGGGCAAAGAGGCUGGGCUGAAGGCGAGAAUGGCCAAGAUGGACCGCGCGAUGCGCAACACUAUCACGUUGCAGGUGACAAUGUGGAAGCCUCGUAAGCGUCCCCUGGGCGGAGUGCGCUGCCCGCACCGGGUUGGCGAAGUCGCCGUCAUUGGCAAGGUCCGAAAGCUGCAGAUGUACCAUUCCCAUCUGCAGGGGCAAGUGGAGGCGGAGGAUUGGGUGGCUGAGCAGGAGCGCGGCCUCUAA